AUGACACAUGUGCUUCCACAGAGAUUGAUGCCAGAUGUUUCGGGCAAGGUGACCAAGGCUUCAGUGGAGAAGAAGGAACUGGAGUCACAGCUACAGCGCAGCUUGCAGGAGCUCAUGGAGCAAGCUGCCAAGAUUUUCGAUCCGUGGUGCGAUGAUCAGAAAUCACGCUCAGAGGAAGAAGCAGAGAUGGUGAAACUUCGAGAGAAGCUUUCAGCUCGCGAGGAUGAGCUGGUUUCAGUGCGAUCCCAAGUUGAAUCACUGAAGAAGGAGGUAUGCUCGCUUGAGGCCAAGCGCUUGAAAGAGCAGCUUGAGGCAUCUGGUGCUGAGCGCGAUUUUUCGAAGCAGCUAGCCACCUUGAAGGAGGACACUGUGAGACAACGCUGUGAGGAGCGGGCCAAGUUUGAUGCUGAGCAACAAAGACUCCGAGAGGAAAAGGAUAUCCUACAAGUGAGGAAGAAGGACUUAGAGGCGACAGAGGGCGAGCUGAGAUCCGUGCGCGCGGAGCUGGAUGAGAUGCUAAAAGUGAAGGAUGAGCUGACGUCAGAGAAUGAUGCCUUGGAGACAAAGCUUCAGGCACAAGGCGAGCUGGAGCAAGAGCAGCUAGACGCGGCUGAAGCCUUGGUGUCAGCUGGGCAAGACUUCGAUGAGCUGGAGCAGAAAACCGAUUCAAAAAACCGGCGCUUGGAGGCACAGCUGGUCGAGGUCACGGAGUUGCUUGCCACUGCAGAAGAGACGGUGGAGGCGCUAACACAGGAGUUGGAACAGCUGAGGGCUUCCAGCAGCGCGCAGCUGGCGGAGAAUGAAAGCAAAAGGAAGGAGCUGGAGUUCCACCUGGAGGACACUGAGCAGCGCUUGGCGCGGGCACAGGAUGAUUUGUCCCAGCGGUCGCUGGAUGCUGCAGAGGCUUUGACACAGCUAGGAGAGGAGCUUGCCAAUGUGUCGCAUGGUCGCAAGGUUUUGGACCUGCCCCCUUUUUUAAGAUGA
This is a messenger RNA of Durusdinium trenchii, 984 nucleotides long. The record is from the annotation of a GenBank genome assembly. NCBI's taxonomy places the organism in Eukaryota, Dinophyceae, Suessiales, Symbiodiniaceae.